Nipponia nippon (crested ibis) is the source of this 2408-nucleotide messenger RNA. Lineage: Eukaryota; Metazoa; Chordata; Aves; Pelecaniformes; Threskiornithidae. The record is from RefSeq and is a predicted model, not a curated record.
AUGGGUGACCGGGAGACUGAGCACACCGUGCCACAGACACAGCUAGAGGAGAUCACCAGCAAAAUUUCGGAUCUAAACAAAUGGAGGGAAAUCUUUAGUUUCCAUGGUUUGGAAAUCAGCAAAGCUCAUCAGGUAACUGUUUCUCUAAAGCUCAUCGCCGUGCCCACCCCACUGGGAAUACUGGGGGGAGGUAACUUUGGCUGCGUGCAGCGGCGGGACGAUGUACCGUCUGCUCCUCUCUCUGUCCAGCGAGGCCAGGGCAGCGCUGGCGAUGGACCACCUGGAGCUGGAGAGCCCGCGGGGCCACCGCCACCACCUCACCCCCCAUCUGCCGUCCCCAAGCCCCUCCUGCUCUCUCCAGACACGGGCGGCCGGCCCAUCUCCUUGGAAAUGGCAAUGGGGCUGCGAAAGCUGCUGUUUGGAAACGUGCUCCACGUCUUCAGCUGUGAAUGGGCAAAGGCAUACUUCAGGUUUCGCGAGCCGUACUCUGACCUGGCCUAUGCUUUGGAGGCAGAACAGGGGGGAACAAGAGCCAUUCUGAUGGCUGUACAAGCGCACAUCAUUAAAUACCUGCUCUUCGAAAGAAACACAGAAUAUACUCACCUGGAAAGGCUGUGCAGGAUAAGCCGGCUGGAGCAAGGGGAGGCGCUGGCUGUGGCCCUGGCAGACACCCUGUGGGCAGCAGGAGGAGGUGGGAGAGCCGUUAUCUGCCUCGUCACCACAGCUGUCCAUGUUAUGCCAAGCAGAGAACACAGCCCCGACAACUUCAAGGAAAGAAUCCAGCUGUUCGAGUUCUCCGAGAAAGCAGCAGCUCAGGAGUUCCUCUUUGACCAUAUAAACUGUGCCGUGCUCAGCCUCCUCCUGACGGGCCGAGCGAGCCCGCGCGAGCUCGACAGUGGCCAGGAGCCAGGGCCUGAUGGCGGGGGCAUCAAAGCAUGGCGGCAGCGGGGCCCGGUGGGCUACCUGCGCUGGGGCAGGGCGCAGGCGGAGCGGCAGGUGUGCCCCAGGCUGCGGACGCCCCGGCUGCCAGUCUGGCUGUGCAGCAUCACCGGGAGGCACGGCGUUCUCUUCGGCACCGACAGCCGACUCCUCUCCGACUGGAAAACAGAGAGAGUCUUCCACCUGUACUUCUACAACGGGCAGCAGGAGCAGACAAAAACAGCCCAUCUAACGAUAGGUAUGCACCCAAGCUUACCAGGGGAGGAUAUGAGCAAGCCCUGCGGCAAGCAGCAACCCGCCCCGUCGCCCGCCGUCGUCCUCCCGGGUCCCGGCGGGGCCUCUCCUCCGCCGCCUCCCCCCCCUCCGCCGCCUCCUCCCCCGCCGCAGCAGCAGCAGCAGCAACAUCACGAAUUGACCUCGCUCUUCGAGUGCCCCGUUUGCUUCGACUAUGUGCUGCCGCCCAUCCUGCAGUGUCAGGCCGGGCACCUGGUCUGCAAUCAAUGCAGGCAGAAGCUGAGCCUCUGCCCCACCUGCCGGGGCUCCCUCACCCCCAGCAUCAGGAACCUGGCCAUGGAGAAGGUGGCCUCGGCUGUGCUCUUCCCCUGCAAGUACGCCACAACAGGCUGCUCUCUGACACUCCAUCACACAGAAAAGCCAGAACACGAAGACAUCUGUGAGUAUCGUCCCUACUCCUGCCCAUGCCCUGGUGCCUCCUGUAAAUGGCAGGGAUCCUUGGAAGCCGUGAUGUCCCACCUCAUGCAUGCCCACAAAAGCAUUACCACCCUUCAGGGAGAAGACAUCGUCUUUCUUGCCACAGACAUUAACCUUCCAGGCGCGGUUGACUGGGUGAUGAUGCAGUCGUGCUUCGGUCACCACUUCAUGCUGGUGCUGGAGAAACAAGAGAAGUACGAAGGUCACCAGCAGUUUUUUGCCAUCGUGCUGCUCAUCGGCACCCGUAAGCAAGCGGAGAACUUUGCGUACAGACUGGAGCUGAACGGCAACCGCCGCCGGCUGACCUGGGAGGCAACGCCCCGCUCCAUCCAUGACGGGGUGUCUGCGGCCAUUCUGAACAGCGACUGCCUAGUUUUUGAUACGGCUAUAGCACACCUUUUUGCUGACAAUGGAAACCUCGGCAUUAACGUGACUAUUUCUACAUGUUGUCCAUGAUGUAUUUGCAUAGCUAGCAAAACCUAGGCUGUCUGGACAUAGUGCUUUACGUUCACCAAGGGUUUUCUUUUUGUUCUGUUUUUUUUAAAUGAUAUUCAACUAUGUCAUCAUGUAUGCUAAGGUUCCUAACUAGCCAACAUUUUUAACUUUGGAGAGAAGAGAAACAAGAGUGUCCUGUAAGUAAUACGAGUGGGAAAAGGUCUUUUUAAAUUCUUGGGUGCCUUAGGAAGAUUCCCCACACACGGUCACCUUUUUUAAUUUAAUUAUAUUUUAUUUAAAGAGUGCUUCCAUUAGACAUGUAG